GUGACCUAUCUCCAGCCUCUUGUAGUAUCUCUGGCCCUCCCCACAGUCCUGCCGUUGCUGUUGAAGUUACCAUUAGCGACUGGCCAGCGCCCGGCUGAGCACCUUCAACCGCUGUGGAUGUGGUCCUGGUGAAUACAAUACAGUGAGAUCUCCUUGACUUCCAGACACAGUGAAAGCCUUGGCAGACAAGUUAAUCCUAAACUGUUGGGAUGUCGAUGAGGCUGGCCAUGGUUAACACAUAAGGUUGCAGUGGAGUGGCGCUGCCAUGUUGCCAGGAGUCGGUGUAUUCGGCACGGGCAGCACAGCCCGGGUGCUGGUGCCGUUGUUGAAAGCUGAAGGCUUUGAGGUUCAUGCACUCUGGGGGCGAAGCGAAGAGGAGGCAUGCUGCUUGGCAAAGGAGCUGGGCAUCCCAUUUCACACCAGCCGAUCUGAUGACGUCCUGCUGCACCAAGAUGUCGACCUUGUUUGCAUCUAUAUUCCACCCUCAAUGACACGACAGAUUGCUGUCAAAGCACUGGGUAUAGGUAAAAAUGUUGUGUGUGAGAAAGCUGCCACUGCUGUGGAUUCAUUCAAGAUGGUGACUGCAGCCAGAUACUACCCACAGCUGCUUAGCAUUAUGGGUAAUACCUUGCGCUUCCUGCCAGCUUUUAUGGCAAUGCGCCAGCUGCUGGUGGAGGGAUAUGUUGGCGAAAUGCAGGUGUGCGAUGUCCGAGUCUACGGCCCCAGCCUCCUGGAUCAGUCGUACGGCUGGACGUGUGAGGAGCUGAUGGGAGGAGGUGGUCUGCACACUGUCGGCUCUUCCAUCAUUGACCUUUUAAGUUACCUAACUGGUGCACGAGCCCAUCGUGUUCAUGGCUUACUGCGGACCUUUGUACAACAAAAUGGUUUGAUCCGAGGCAUCCGCCGCGUCACCAGCGAUGAUUUUUGCUUCUUCCAAAUGUUGAUGAGUGGAACUGGCUCUAGCCCUGGUGGCGUGUGUUGCACUGUGACCCUGAACUUCAACAUGCCAGGGUCAUUUGUGCACGAGGUUAUGGUAGUUGGAUCCACUGGGAGACUGGUUGCCAGGGGGACAGAGCUGUAUGGUCAACGCAAUGGGAGUAAAGGUGAGGAGCUGUUGUUAGGUGACAGUGGGUGGGUGGGACCAGAGGUGAAAGAGAUGCCCCUGCCUCACCUGCAGGGGCUGAGCUCCAUGGUAAAGGCACUGAGACAGUCUUUUCAGGCUCAUGAGGAGCGCAGGUCAUGGGCGCGAGGACCAGUUGCCAUGGCCCCAACAUUCGAGGAUGGUCUGUAUGUGCAGACAGUAGUCGAGGCGGUGAAACGGUCCAGUUGUAGCGGAGAAUGGGAGUGUGUUGAGAUCAUGAGUCAGGAGCCAGAUCCGAAUCACAAUCUGUGUGAGGCUCUGCAGAGAAAUAAGAACUAAAUAUAUUUAUACACCCAGUGCAACUACUACAUGUGUCUGACAAAACUGGGCUCUGAAUGUUUCUCCUUUCAUUCAGCUGCUGAAGCAGUUUACAUUACUCAUGACUACUUUUGCAUUUUCACAUUCUGUCUCACUUUGAGCAGAAUAUUUUGCUUUUGAAAGCAUAACUGUGCUGUAUAUGUUUUAUACCUUCACAGCUAUGAUUUAUGAUUUGUGUGUACACUAAUUUUUUUUAUAAACAGCUCCAUUAUUCUGAUUCUCAGCAGAAAAUAUUAUAAUAGCUGUGUAAAACUCUACAGGUGCCCAGUUUACAUGUUUAUUACCUGUACCAUGCCAAGAAGUAGAGAGUCUUUACUCUCACUGAAGCUUGAAGUCAUGACUGCAAAUUUCCUGCUAAAUAAGGUUGAUAUUCAGUACGUCACCUGUCAGCAAGGUGCCACACCUAUGUCAAAUAUUGGCCAAGAGCAAAAUUCCAUGGGUGUCAAAAAACAGCCUUUCAGUGGAUGUGUGUCUAUUUCCUUUAUCCACACUUUAUGCAGCAUGUCUGGAUACAUUCCUGUAAACAUGCAGGCACACACAAGCAUAUACUGUUUUUUUUAACCACCCAGUGUAAUGACAUGUCAUGUGUCAGUUUGUGGCAAACCACAAGGUUUGUUGUGCUGUUAGUGAAUUAUUAUUUGCUCAACAGUUGGGUCCCUCUCAAAUUGUCCAAGCUUGGAAUUUAGUAAUAUGGCUCAAAAUAAAAUCCAACUGUAAAGCCAACUGAGAAAACAUUUUAAUCCCCUUCUGUACAAAACAUUUCGAUGUAUUUCGGUGUUAAUUUACCUGCAACAUGAAUAGCACCUUAUUCUGAAAGGAAGUGUUUACCUUGGGCAUGAAUGUGAAUAUCAAAGCAUGAGGAUGAUUUGACUAACAAAACAUUUUUUGUGCAGUGUGGUGACUGGCAGAAUUCAAAUGAAGCUCCACUGGAGCUCAGAAGAAAUUCAGAAUAAGAAUAAUGGAGCUGUGCAGAGUUUAGUUUUAUUUUUUUAACUUUUGGAAUGUGUAAUAAUAAGCAUACAUUUAAAGUUUGCAAAGGGGGCAUGUAGGUUUUUGUGUUGUGACAUGCCGUGGCAUACAUAAGACACCAGGGAUUGAGUAAAAUAAGCUAUGUAGAAAACUGAAUAAUGAAAAGUCUAAUUUGUAGCAUCGCCCCUUAAAAUGCCCAAUUCUUGAAGUGGUAUUUAAUCUUAUAUCUAAGUUUUGAGUGUCACUCACCCUGGACGCUGUUUCUUUCUUCAGAGUUCAUGAGUGCUACAGCGGAUUUCAGUAGUGACAUGAUUUCAUAGUAGAGGGGAAAAGUAUCUAAAUUUCAAACCACUCCUGCGUUGUCCAUAUGUUCAGUAUGUCCAGUCAUCAUUUCAUCAAAAUAUACUUCUUCCAUACAUAUACACUACUGUUAAUAGCUUCAGUGAACGUGAUAGUGCAACACAGAUGCAGUGUUGAUAGUAAUAUUUUGGGUGAAUGUUGGCUGGAACAAAGAACAUAUGGAAGGACAGAGGUGAAGUGGAUUAUAUCUCAGAGAAAGGGAUUUACAGGGAUUGUUUAGCAUCUGUUUCCACUGUGAAACUCACCAAUGAUAAUCUGUUUAACUGUUGUAACUGACUGUGAAGAAGGAAUCUGUCAAUCUUACACAGGAUGAGUAUUUGACGCUCAGAUUAUAGAUUUUAGGUGAGGUAUCACAUUAAAUCUUACAUUAGCAGAAACAGGCUUGUCCUAGAAAUUACAGAUUUGUGACCUUUUAAUUGUUAAGUUGUCAAAAGUUUUAGAUACAAAGCCUGACGGCUUUAACAUCUGUAUUAGUUUAAAAUAUGUGUAAAAGGUUUGUUUACAUGUGUUGAUGAUUGAAAUAAUUUUAUUUGUUUUUAUAAUUUGUUUUCAUGCAAUCUAUGCAUUCAGAGUUAUUCCAGAUGUUUCAGUCCAGAGAGUACACCAUUAUCCUGAAACCUCACUGAUUGUUGAGUAGAACCACUGGAUCUGAUGUAUGCGAGAGUAUAAAUGUGUGCCUCUCUCACUCGCUCAGACCAUGAGAAGGAAGUGUUGAAUAGUUUGCAGUCGUCGUAGUCACUCACUGCAUCUCGCUGUACUGCUUAAUAUCCUGAAUAAUACUGGGCUUUAGCAGGAGAUGAAGACAGAAGCAGUGUGCUGAUAUGAUUUGAUUGGUCUGUUCCCCUCUUAAACCCCCGCAGGAUCUGCAACUACGUACACAUUACACGCUUACCUCACGCUAUCCCAACAGUGCUUUACAAAAACAGUUAAUCAAGUUUACAUUAAGUGUCUUUAUCAAGCGCAUCACAUUUGUCUGCAGGAUGUUCUUUAACUCACCACUACUAAAAUACAUUCCAACCGAGUUUUCACCUUCUUGCUAACGUCUGUUUUAUUUUUUGCACUGAUAAUUGAUAAAAUGCCACAUAUUUAAUAUGUAGUGGGAUGCUUGUACCAGCCAGCUCACUGCAAAAAUGAAUUUAACAUGUCUGUAUAAGGAAGACGUUUUGUAUUUAUUUAUGUCUUGGUGUGGAGAGAGUUCCCCAUUGUUUAUUCUGUUCAGUGUUUGUGUUUUCAGCCUGUGAAUUUCUGUUGAAAUAUUUAUCUUGUUUAGAUUUAGUGUUGUUUUAAUUGAUAAUACAGCUUUUUGAGCACAAUGUGUUGCAUUUAAUUUGGGAAACUGUAGUGUUCAUCUACCUGACAGAUAUUUCCUUAAAUAAAUACAGUUGUAUUC
Messenger RNA from Epinephelus moara (kelp grouper), 4178 nucleotides. RefSeq names its product glucose-fructose oxidoreductase domain containing 2 (gene gfod2). NCBI's taxonomy places the organism in Eukaryota, Metazoa, Chordata, Actinopteri, Perciformes, Serranidae. The record is from RefSeq and is a predicted model, not a curated record. The transcript has 3 exons. Bases 266 to 1420 code for a protein of 384 amino acids. Gene Ontology annotation, molecular function: nucleotide binding.